Conger conger (European conger) is the source of this 3684-nucleotide messenger RNA. It is a transcript of the gene fkbp8, whose product is annotated as FKBP prolyl isomerase 8. The transcript has 10 exons. Gene Ontology annotation, molecular function: peptidyl-prolyl cis-trans isomerase activity; protein binding. Bases 157 to 1407 code for a protein of 416 amino acids. The record is from RefSeq and is a predicted model, not a curated record. Lineage: Eukaryota; Metazoa; Chordata; Actinopteri; Anguilliformes; Congridae.
GUGUUGCAGCCUGUGGUAGCUAGCUAGCUACAAAGCUAAUAAGUUGGUCGCCUCCGUCUGCACGGGUUGGAGUGUGUCUUUUAAACGCAGAUAAGAAUAAACUUUUAAGUGUAAACAGCGCUGCCGCCCUGUCAAGGGUCUUCUGAUCACAACGAAAUGGCUGACAUAGAGGAGCUGCCUGCUGGUGGCGGAGGCAAUACGGUGGACAGCACCGCCGUCUCUCCGAGUGCUGAACCGUCGGAGGAAGGGCAGGAUUUACUGACGGACAGCGGGGAGGAAUUUGAGAUGUUGCCGAGUCCCGGCGAUUCUGACACUGAAGGCCCUCCCCCUCCGGAAGACGCCGGAGAGGGGGAGAAGAAGAAGAAGGAGGAGGAGGUGGGAGAGGACAAGGAGGACGAGGCUGCGAGCGUCUCUCCUCCCGUGGCCCCGGUAGAGGAGUGGUUGGAUGUUUUGGGUAAUGGGCGGCUAACGAAGAAGGUUCUGGAAGCAGGGAACGGGCCUGACAGCAGGCCGCAGAAAGGGCAGAAUGUUCGGAUUCAUCUGAAGAUCUCAUUGGCCGAUGGCACGGCUGUGGCUGAGGAUCCUAGCCUCUCUUUCACGCUUGGAGACGGUGAUGUCAUUCAGGCGCUGGAUCUCACGGUGCAGUUGAUGGAGAUGAACGAGAAGGCCCUCGUCCAGACCAGCCCAACAUACGCCUAUGGAGACCUGGGAAGUACUGCCCCUGCUGUUGCCCCCGGCGCUGACCUGACCCUGGAGGUGCACCUGCUGGAGGUCACAGAGGCCCCGGACCUGGAGCUCCUGCCCGCCGCGGAGAGGAUCGCCCUUGCCGGGAGGAAGAGGGAGCGGGGCAAUGAGUACUACCAGCGUGGAGACUACGCCUUCGCUGUCAACUCCUACAGCAUCGCCCUGCAGGUCUCAGAGCCCAGCUCCAGAGUGGACGUGACUCCUCAGGAGGAAGAGGAGCUGCUGGAGAUGAAGGUGAAGUGUCUGAACAACAUGGCCGCCGCUCAGCUGAAGCUGGAUCGUCACGAGGCCGCGCUGCGCUCCUGCGUCGCUGUGCUCGCCCACCAGCCCGACAACGUCAAGGCCCUGUUCCGCAAGGGCAAGGUCCUGUCUGUGCAGGGCGAGUACGCUGAGGCCGUCAGGGUUCUGAAGAGGGCGCUGAAACUGGAGCCGGGGAACAAGACCAUCCACGCAGAGCUGUCCAAGCUGGUGAAGAAGCACUCGGAGCAGAAGGGGAAGGAGCAGGCCCUGUACAAGAAGAUGCUGGGGAACCCGUCCCCAGGGCCUGUGCAGAAACACAAGGCCAAGUCCUCUUGGGGCCUCACCUGGAAAUGGCUGUUCGGAGCCACUGCAGUUGCCAUCGGGGGAGUGGCCUUGUCUGUGGUCAUCGCUGCCAGAAACUAAACGGGACCAGGACGCUGGUGGACCUACCCACUCCUCCAGAACGAGGCACACAGAAAGCAGUCCCCUAUUGCUGGCUUUGGCUGUGCCCUCAGGUGGUCGUAGGACUCCUACCGCUAAAGGGUUCUGACGGUGGCCCGUCCCGGUUUGUGCAGCAAGUUUCAAAUGCCGUUGUCUAUCACAUCUUUGAAAGACAGCGAUGGAAGAAUUGUCUAGCUCGUGUUCAAAUGUGAAAAGUGACGUCUGUGUAUAUUAUAUAUGACUGGAGACUAAACAUGUAUGCCUGCCAGUGCUAUUUGACUCUCUUCUCUCCUUACUAAUGAUUGAACAUAUGAAUUAAGCAUUUAGUUGCUAAUGUUCAGCCGGGUAAUGUUUCAGCCACAUGUAAAAUGUAUGUACGUGUCUAGUGAUGUUCGGGUGGUUUUCCUGCUGAGACCACAAAGUGUGUGUGAAUUCUCUCUUUUCAGCCUAGCCUUCUUGUAAACAUGUACCAUUACAAGCACUAAGCCUAGAGCUGUUUUUCUGUAGAAUGAGGAAGGCCUUAUUUGGCCACGAGGAAGUGGGGAGAGUGAUUGACAGCAGAACAUGCUUGCUGAGCAGAGCUUAACUCUUCAUUAUUGGGGAUUUUUUUUUUCUUUUCUUUUUUUUCUUUUUUCAUGUGUUGUUGCUUUUGCCGAUACCGGGGAAAGGACUUCGCAGCUGGAGUGAACGUCUGUGAAGUGAUUCUCCAGGGAGUCUUCCUCCGCUCCCCUUUCAUGUCUCUGAGACCAAGUUUUUUUUUUUUGUUGUUUUUUUACAGAGAUCGUUUUUUGGUAAUUAUUACAUUGAUUUAGCUUUGUCUUUGAGAAUGUGUUUGUCUUAAGCCGAAGUAUUACUUUCAAGGACCGGACUCUCUACGUGUUGUCGUAUGUGCUUACCAGCAGCGUUCGUUUGUUGGUGUCACGGACGGAAAAAGCAUGUGCGCUCGCUCAGGAUCCGGCCCUGCGUGCAGGCGUUCCAGACGUUCAGGCGUGUGCAACAGGGGCGUUGUGAAACCGCCGCGUCUUUCGGCGCGAUUAAAUGCGUUUUGUUGCCUCACAGUUCUGUCUGGUUCUGCCGGCGCUGGGCGGACCGGCGUGUCGGUGAUGCUACUGGGCUGCUGGCGGCCAGAGGGGGGGGUUAGGUUGAGGUUGAACAAAGUUAGGUUGAGGUUCAACAGCCUCUUGGGCGACGGUGUGCAGAGCGUGACGGCCUACGGAGCCGGUCGCGAGGUGCGUUCCGUGUGUUAGUUCAACUGCAGGCCCCAGGAGCCAAAGGUCCAUCUAAAUCACUGGGAUUUGCAAAGCAGUUUAAAUUAUCGCCUGGCUCCGCUCCGGGCAACCGGUUCAAUGGGAUCAGCGAGGGGAGGGAGAAGAAUCGGCAAUUUUGACAAAAGGUCUGGACAAAACCCAGAUCUGAGGUUUUUCAAUAGAGACGCUGUCUUAAGACUCCCUAGAAUGCGGUCUCCUGUAUCCAUUUUUUCAUUAAACUGCGAAAGGGGGGGGGGGGUAAAAAAAAAAAAAAAACAUAGGUUGUGUGUGUCAUUUAAAAUCCUUUUAAAUUAAGGCUUCAUACUGUGAAAAAUGAGACCCUUUCUAACUCGUACUGCCAUUGUCUGCUACUAACCUCAGACCUGGGCUCAUUGGGAGUUAAUGCAGUCCACCAGCCGUGGCUGCGCUAAGCAACAGAAACACUAUUAUACUGUUAACAUGGGGAUAAGGAAAGGAAUUAGGGGUGGAGUACUGGGUAUUACAUGUUAUUCAUUAACUCAGACAGCUGGAGCUGUUGUCAUAAGCCCAGUUGAUCCCUCUCUGACAGGCAGGGUUGCUGUUUUUCAGGUGUCUUCGGAGUCGAGACCACGUUCCCAUGAAGCAUGUUUCUGUCGUAGAAUACGACCGUACUGGAAGAAGGGCUUCAGCCUGAAAGUAUUGAGCCAAUGUGCUGUAUUAUUAUUAUUAAAUGUAGUGAAUACAAUUAAGUGCCAUGUCUGGUACUAGUUGGUGGAGGGAGGGGUGGGUGAACUGGAAUAAGAAUCCUUGUUAAUAUAUUUUAAAAAAUGUACUACAAGCUGUUAGUCUGACAAGAGACUUGUCGAAUGCCGAGGUUAAAUAAAGUGGCAAAAACUGCCGGCUUAGUGAGAGCGUGGUGCUUUCACAGAUCACAUUUCUCGUGAAAUUCCUCCCGACUGCUGAGAUGUAUUGGUUUCAAGAUGUAUUUUUAUUUUUCUCUACAGUCUACAGUGUUAUUAAAGCCAUGUUUAUA